Molecule: messenger RNA, 1722 nt
Organism: Penicillium macrosclerotiorum
Lineage: Eukaryota; Fungi; Ascomycota; Eurotiomycetes; Eurotiales; Aspergillaceae
Product: SAP domain protein
Exons: 1
Coding region: 1-1722 (573 amino acids)
Source: RefSeq, a predicted model, not a curated record
AUGGCUGAUUAUACGUCAUGGAAGGUCACGGACCUGAAGGCAGAGCUCAAGAAACGCGGGAUUCCCCAAACUGGCCUCCGUCUAAAACAGCAAUUCAUCGACAAGCUCACGGAGGAAGACGCCAAGUCGCAAUCAGAUGGAGCUCCCCCCGAAGCAGCAGCUCCUGAGAAGGAAUUAUCGCAUGAAACGGCUGUCGAACCUGUUCCUCAAGUAACUGAAUCACCAUCAGAAUCGCAGCAACCCGUGGAAAGUGAAACAAAGGUGUCAGAAAAACAAGAACUCUCACAACCAGAAGUGGCAUCGAAAGGGAGCUCUGAGGAAGUACAAGAUAGAAAAGAUACAGUUGACAGUGCCAAGGAGAAUGUCCCAGGAGAAUCAGAGGAGCUCAAAGCUGAAACAAAUGCUUCGUUGGAGGAGUCAACCGAGACCACAGCAGAGCCUGCUGAGAAAACUCCUGGAGACGCCGAGCCUGCGGCGGUUGAAAUUUCACAGAGUGCAGAUAUCGCUGUACCCUCGGCGCUUCAGACAUCUGAAGCGAAUACUGAGUUGUCAACCCCCCUGCCUAUCGAAGAGGCUUUGGAAGAUAAGCGGAAGCGAAAACGCCGCAGCCAGAGUCCCGUACCAACCCCAGAGGCAAUUGCGAAUAAGAGAGCGCGUGCGAAGGAGGAGAACGCGAAGGACAUGGUGAAGGAUGAUCAGCCUGUGAUUCAUGAAGAGACCCAAAUGGAGACCGCCCGGGAGGAACAGGAGACACCAGGAGCCCAAAUGGCAGAGGCUUCGGCUCCAGUGCCAGCAAAACAAGAUGCUCGCUUCCGGGGACUCUUCGCUGUCGAGCCGGCUCCUCCCAUCGCAUCUUCGUCAACCCAAGAUGUUGUAAUGGAAGAUGCGGAUGUCACACCUGCUCUCCAUGCUGCAACUGCGGCACUCUACAUCAAUGGCCUGAUGCGCCCCUUUCAACCAACUGCGCUUCGCAAUCACCUCAUCAAUCUUGCAGCCGCCCCUGGGGAACCUUCAAAUCCAGAGGUCAUCCAGGAAUUCUAUCUCGAUGCUAUCAAAACGCAUUGCUUUGUGCGCUUCGGUGAUACCGCCGCUGCGGCACGGGUUCGGUCGGCUCUUCAUGGAACCGUUUGGCCGAACGAGAGCAAUCGAAAAAGUCUCUGGGCCGACUUCAUCCCCGACGAACAGAUUCAAGAAUGGAUUAGCACGGAAGAAGCAGCCCGGAAUCGACCCGGACCUCCCGUUCGUUGGGAAGUGCGAUAUGAAUCCACCGAGGAUGGAACUACUGCCAUUCUAGAAGAGAGCGGUCCUGGCUCUCGAUCAGCUCCAUCACGGCCACGCGAGUCUGGGUUCACCCGGACGCCGCCAUUGGGUCCGCGUGGCAGUGUCGCCCAAGCGGAGCAUCGCCCAUCCAACGCCCCACCCGCUCCUCCGUCGCGUCCCGGGCAGGGCUUCAAGCCUCUUGAUGACCUAUUUAAGUCCACCACGACUAAACCCAAGCUGUAUUACUUGCCGGUUCCUCGCGCGGUGGCGGACAAACGGUUGGACCAAUUUGACGAUCUCUUGAACAAGGGCCCCUUUCCCCGCCGUGGCGGUGAUGAGAUGCGCCGGAUUACCUUCGAAGAUGAGGACUUUUUCGUGGAUGUUGGCCCGGAGUACGGCCCCCGAGCUCUCCAACGGCGCCAGGGGCGCGGUGGACGGCCUGGAGGUCCCCAUCGCCGAUAA